AUGUCGGAAACUUAUCGUCAGCAAGCUCUUGGACCGCCGACCUUCAUCGACGCGGGUGCGAGAUCGAGUUCGUCUGGACGUGAUGCAUUCGACAGCAUCCUUGAUGCCGCCCAUCUUUAUCACGAUCACAACUUCCGACAAGACCGUAUGGCGCUUCCACUGCAGAUACCAGGACACGAUAGCUAUACACAAGAUGACCAGUUUGGCUAUGCAUCGCACAGCAAUGAGCCGUCACUUUCAGGCCUACAAUACACUUCGCCUAUCAUGAAUGGCCACAUGUCCACACAAUACGAGCAUGAACAAUCCAUUCUAGAAGAUAUUCGGGGCUUUUCUCCAAUCACCCAGUCAUACAACAUAAACGCUUAUCGCACGCCGUACCCGGACAGCAAUGCGACAUCCGCUUCCUCAGCCGCUAGCCCCGACCCCACGAUCACAGAUAUGAUUGUUGAAGUGGAUGAAGACAAGCGAAAGCGCAACCAAGCCGCUUCUGCGCGCUUCCGCCAGAAGAAGAAGCAGCGGGAACAGCAGCUGGUGGAUUCGAGUCGCGAGAUGCAAGACCGAACGAAGAAGCUACAGGCCGAAAACGAAGGGCUGAAGAAAGAGAAUUCAUUCUUGAAGAAACUACUUGUGGAGAAGGUGGACCACAUGAGCGAGGAGGAUAGGGAGAUACUUCUGAAAGCCACGAGUGAGGUACUGAAGAAGAAGAAAUGA
Molecule: messenger RNA, 711 nt
Organism: Dothidotthia symphoricarpi CBS 119687
Lineage: Eukaryota; Fungi; Ascomycota; Dothideomycetes; Pleosporales; Dothidotthiaceae
Exons: 2
Coding region: 1-711 (236 amino acids)
Biological process (GO): regulation of transcription by RNA polymerase II
Cellular component (GO): nucleus
Molecular function (GO): RNA polymerase II transcription regulatory region sequence-specific DNA binding; DNA-binding transcription activator activity, RNA polymerase II-specific
Source: RefSeq, a predicted model, not a curated record